GCUGGAACGGGGGGCCCUGCACGUCUGUCAGUCUACGCCAUGCGGACAACGAGACACGCGGCAAACCGGCUGCCCGUCCUACUGCUGCUGUGGGCUGCCUCCAGAGUGGGCACUGCACUGGCCGAGCGCGGCAAACCGCCCUGCAGGGCCGACGACGUCGUGGUCUUCUACACGGCUAAAGCACCGCCUCUGACCUGUUUCAUCGACACUGACUGCGAUGCGACUAACGGCACGGAAGCCGGUUUCAGACUCGGAGCUCGGUUGAUGAGAGGCUCCCCUUACCAGCUGGCCAGUUACGUGUGCAACUUCGAACAAAGCGAUAACUUAAACAGUACUGCAUUAUUUCGGGAGAGUAUACCAGAAUUUCAGACAGUCUUCGAGCAGCCGUACUGGAUAACCGAGGAGCACGUGCGAAUCUUCAUUGGAAGCUCAGUUAUUUGUCUGUUCGAUUCGGAUUUACCGGAUGAUUUUUUCCACCUUAUCGUGCAGCGGCCGCACGAAGACGCGCCGUUUAAAUGUCGAGUCCGUGACCUUGACAACACUCUCUACCUCAGGUUUCCCGGUUACCCGAUAGUCAUUUGUGAGUUAGAACAGAGAAGAGUCUUCUCUCCGUCGACUUACAGAUUCAAGCUGACGCAGAUUGUGGGAGAGCCGUUUUCUUGCGCUUUUCUGGCCUACGAUGAGGUGAACCUGGAGGUCGUGGGCACGGAGCAGCAGCUGCACCACGCGCUGAUUCGGGGGUUCACCGGCCGGAAGACCAGUGGCCGACCGUGGUUCAACUGUUCUCCCAGGGAGGCCUCGGAUAAGGAGCCCGAUUUCGAGAUACGAAUUUCUGCAGGUGACUUCUACAACUGCCGUUUUCUCGAUCCUGACGAGGAUAGCACAGAAACUGCUGCCAAACGUUUCUUCGGGUGGUAAGGAGCGGCCAGGAUAUCCCAUUCUGCAUCAGAAAAAUAACAGAGCCUUGUAUUAUAUCCAUGUACACCGAAAUCAGAUCAUUAAAGUAACUUUCAUUCA
Schistocerca serialis cubense is the source of this 1017-nucleotide messenger RNA. RefSeq lists its product as uncharacterized. The transcript has 2 exons. NCBI's taxonomy places the organism in Eukaryota, Metazoa, Arthropoda, Insecta, Orthoptera, Acrididae. Bases 40 to 918 code for a protein of 292 amino acids. The record is from RefSeq and is a predicted model, not a curated record.